AUGUUCCGACGUAUUUUCCUAACGUCCAAGUACGUGGGAAGAUUUGUCAGAGCUAAUAGCAUAUCAGCUACAACACACGAAACGGCUCUGAUACCCAUACAACAUCCUCGUUUACGACCAUUUUUAUUUUCCAAGAAAGAUGAUGAAAUCAUCUGGAAGAAGAUUUCUCUAGAUACAUAUCCCAGCCCUUUGUUUGGUAUGAGCUCAGACGAUAUAAGAAGACUAAAGAUGGACGAGUAUCUACACUUGAUCAAAAUUCCGUACAAAUGGGUAGGAGAAACAGAACAAUUCUGUACCAGCAUGGCUGAAAUAAUUGAUGGAAUGAUCCUUGAUGAUACGGAAACAGCGAGCAUUUACUACUUUGCCAUAGACAAUUCAGAGCUCAAGGAGUCAGUCAAUGAACAGCUCCGAAUGUUGGCUGCGUCGGAUACAAUAAAAGAAUCAUUGGUAGAAAUGAUGAUAGACCAUACGGCGAAUACCUUUCGAUCCAAGUUUUUCCAAACAGUUGCCUUCAUUCUUAAACUAAAUAAAGAGAAACAGGCUACCACUCUUCUCUCAUACCUUGAUAACUUGAGGAAAUUAAACGUUUGCAACGAGAAACCACUAAUCUUGAAUUCACUAUUGUUCGAGCGAAUACUUCGAAUAAUGCCCCGAGAAAAGUUUGCCGAGUUGUACGCAUAUCUAGUGAUUUUGAACAUUCAGACCUAUGUCAUAAGUCAUAUGGAGAAGCUAAAACACGAACUUUUAGCAGGACUGAAUCUUGAAAAAUUGGUCGCUAAAACCGGACUUUUGAACCCUAAAUGGCAUGAUAUUCGGAAACCAACCAUUGCUCCAAGCCAUAUCACCAGAAUGAGAAUAUUCUUUUCCGUAAGAGACUUGGCACGGUUUGCAACACAUUCGAUAGAAAAAAGAGACAUCGUGAACGCAAAUAUGUAUGUCAGUCUCUUGGUUACGAAAUUUGAGGAAAAGUGCAAACUUGUUGGCAAAGAAAAUUACGUACCUCGUGUUAAAGAUUCAGACAUCAAUACCGACAUCCUGUUACUUCUUAAGGUCCUUCUUAACCAUGUUAUGGUUUUCAAAGGCUCACAAGAAUGCUUGAGAAUGAUGCAGUAUAUGGUCCAUAAUAACGUUACCAUAUCAUUUGAUAUCUUGAUGAUCAUUAUGAAGAACUUGAGAAACCAAGGCUACUUCCAGGAAGCUUUAUUGCUAAUGAACAACAUUCGUCCCGAAACGCUCACACGAUCCGAUUGCUUAGCGUUGACCGAUCAAAUAUUGUGCUUAAUUCAGGCUAAAUACCCCACGACUCCCAAAAUAAUGUUUGGGUAUGUUGCAGCCGUUUUCAAGGAUGGAAUAAAAGUGUUAAACAAACUCAAACUUCUAGGAUUGGUUUACCAAGAUGGUUCUGCUGUCGAGCUUCAGAACCCGGAGCUUCGAGUUCAACGUGCGAAUAUCGACGAAAGACUUGGGGGUUUCAACAUUACUCCCAAAGCUCUCACUCAGGCAUAUGAGAUGUGUCUAUCGUCUCUUCACAGAUCUGUUCUCACUUCUCAACUAUUGAAGGAGUUGUACGACACGUACAUUGAAACUUUGGUCAAAGCAGAGCAUCCCAUCUUCAAGCCAUCGAGACAAAACGACCAUGUGGUUACGCUAAUUAUCAAAUACUUACUUAAGGAGAAUCCCGAAAAUAACGAUAUGUGCAUGGUAAAGAGCGAAGCUGCUUACUCCACUGCAAAAGACAUUAUUGGCGAUUACUUUAGCCGAAUAGCUCCUACCAGUCGUCGCAACAGGAGCCCAUAUCUCUUUGAUUUACUCAUCACCACGGCCCUAUCUGUUCACAGAGAUUACGAGUUUGCUACGAAAAUGGUCCGUGAAUCGCGGAGUCUUAAUUUGCCGUUUACCUUCAACCAAAUCUACCCUUUCAUCAUGUACCAUUACGAACACAAAGAGUACAAAAAAGCCGAACUUUGGUACCAACAGUUGGUGAAGCACGGAGUUAAAAGCGAUGCAGAACCAAGCAAGAAUCUCUUCAAGGUUGCCCGAGAGUUGGGAUGGGAGGUGAACGGGUUCGUUUAUCGAAAACUAGGCAUACACCGCAACUACAAAAAGAAAGAAGAACUCAAAAAAUUACUUAAAGAUCCCAUUGUGUUUAUAAAGCCAGAGAGAUCUGAAAAUGAAACGGAUGCAGAAGAGACACUCGAACAAGAGUUUCUCGACUCUUCACAUCGCGGCAAUUUCAGCGAUGAAUUAUUGGCGUUGAUAAACUGA
Meyerozyma guilliermondii ATCC 6260 is the source of this 2265-nucleotide messenger RNA. RefSeq lists its product as uncharacterized. The coding region runs from base 1 to 2265 and encodes 754 amino acids. The transcript has a single exon. Lineage: Eukaryota; Fungi; Ascomycota; Pichiomycetes; Serinales; Debaryomycetaceae. The record is from RefSeq and is a predicted model, not a curated record.